UCAGACGAAUACAGACAUAUUCAUUAUAUUCUAAGGAGAUCACCUCCAGGGAAUGGAUAGUCAGCCUUUGUAUGAAGGUGAUGAAAGAGUCUUUGUUCAGAGGAAGUUGGACCUGAGCACAGUGCCGUUUUUCACCUGUUGAAAGUAGGAAAAGUGGACACAGUUUGAAAGGAAAUACAUGUAAAGUCCAGCUGUGUUGAGGAAAGAACCGAUUGCUCUUCCGAGUAUCUGUUCAUUUUUAAAUGGUCUUUAUGGGGUAUGUAUACCGGUUCUAGUAACAGUGGCUCCAAAUUUUCCUAGAACUUACAAGUCUGGACUGCUAUCUACCAUUUGAAAUGUAAAGUUUCUGCAUGAAUCAUCUUUUCAGUACUCUUGUAUCGUCUGGUCCUUACAUGCUAUUGUAGUUUGUCUUUUUAUCUGAGGUUUUAUAUUACUAGCAUAGCAGCAUGAAAAAAGUCGUACUUUGGUCAGUUUACUUUAAGGGGACCCAACGUGAAAAACAAUUCUGAGUCAGUGUUUGUCCUUUUAUCAAGUGAUUUUGUGACUCACGCAAGUUUGUCAUUGAUUGGGUGAAUAAGAGGGUUUCUUGCUAGAUAGCUGUUGUACCCAGAGUUUUCCCUGACAGCAGGGAAAGACAAGGUUUUCAGACUGUCUAAAAAGGAAGUCCAAAAGGCUGGUUGAAAUUAUUUGCUUGAGAGCAGAGAUACAGCUCAUGGGAAGUUGAGUCUAAAAGAAGAGAAGAGGAAUUUUAUAGCCUGCGGAAAUACAGAAGUCACUGCUCCUGGUGUGCAGUGAGUCAGUUGCAACAGAGGGAAACUUGCACUGACACAGUGAACUGUAAACAGUCCACCAGGUUAAAAACCUCACUUGACUGUCUGAGAGGUGAAACAUCCACGUGCGAACACAAUGCCUCGUGAUGUUUUCCCGCCGCUGAUCCUGCUGCUCUUCUUGUCUACGUUUGGGACAUCUCAAGAAUGCUUUAAGGACCCUAAAUCAGCCUACAGAUUCACCGGAGCUGUCUGCCGCCUCACCUACCCUGCUGCUGUUGUGUUGAAUGAGAAAACCACUAAAGUGAUCGAGGCAGCGUUCCAACAUGCCAGAUACCCGAGUGUGAAGGGAGAGAAGUCACUGAUCUUCAUAGGCAAAGUCACAUAUGGCCUGGCGAAUUUGGAGAUUCACAACCUAACGAUUGGUCGGAGUACAUUUGAGCUGCAUCCAGGUGAAGGCAUCGCCAUGGAGAUAAGCAAUGUGUCUGCAGUCUUCAAAGGGACCAUCCAAUAUGGAUAUGGCAGCUGGCUUGUCAAUGUUGCACAAUCAAUUGACUUUGAGGUUGAGUCUCAGAUUGACCUUGGAAUCAACCCCAAACUUUACUGUGGUAAAGGGAAGGUGGCAGCUGACACAUCAGACUGCUAUCUGAGCUUUCACAAGCUCCGUCUGCAUCUGCAGGGAGACAAAGAACCAAACUGGCUAAAGAAGCUCUUCACUGACUUCAUCACCUUCACUGUCAAACUGGUCGUCAAGGGACAGAUUUGUAAGGAGAUCAACAAGGUGGCAAAUAUACUGGCUGAAUUCAUACAAGACACAGCAGAGCAGUUCCUCAGUGAUGGAGAUAUCAGUGUAGAUAUCGGCGUGACUGCCAACCCUGUCAUCACUGCUAACUACAUAGAAUCCUACCACAAGGGGCUGACCAACUACAACAAGACUACUGCUGUCAUCAGUGACUCUGUUUUCCACCCCAGCCAGCUGACUGAACACAGGAUGCUGUACUUUUGGGUCUCAGACCAGGUCUUUAACCCCAUGAUGACUGCUGCCCACCAUGAUGGCCGCUUCAAACUCAACAUCUCUGGAGCAGAGCUUACUGAACUCUUCACGACAAAGCUUCACAGUGCCAUGCCUGAAUUGAUUAGAAAGUGUCUCUUGGAAUCCGGUUCUCCAGAGCUAAGAGUGUGGAGUUCAUCCAUUCCCUUUCUAAACACCUCCACACUGGGUACAACCGUCCGGGGGGACGUCUCUGGGGAGCUCUACUGUGGAAGUCAAGACACACCAACACUCUUCCUCCAAAUGUUCUUCUCCCUAGAUGUCACAGCUUCCUAUGCUGACAAGAAACUCUCCCUGCAGGGUAAACCAUCAGAGAUUCAUGUCCAAGCUGACCUGCCCUUAGAGAAUCUACCGCUUCUAGAUUCAGCACAACUGGAGUUCAUAAAAGAAGCUGUGGAGAAGAUAGGCAUGCCUAAGGUCCUGUCUGUUCUUGCGACUGAGCUGACCAGGUUGUUGGACAAACAGGGAACAAACUUAUUCGACAUCUCUAACCCAGAAGUGCUUCCUCGCGAUGGCUUUGUGAUCAUUCAGAUGGAUUUUGGUUUCCCUCAUCACCUCCUGGUUCAGUUCCUCAAGAGGACACUGGAGCAACAUGAAUCAGAUCCUUAGUGACUGUUGCCUAAAAUAUUUGCUCACGUAGGAAAUUCACCCUUCAGAGUUAUCUAGAUAAUGAAGAUGUGGACAAGCUUGUCACUGAUGAUCUCAUCUCCACUGGUGACUGUAAUACGUGCAUGACACCAUCUUUGGAAAAUGAUAAUACAUUUAGAGGUGCUGUGUUUUUAAAAAAAAAUGUGUAAUUCACCCUUUGUUUUCUUCAUCUUUAUUUAGUUGAAAAUUCCAUUAUUUUUUCUGUUUCAAGAAGGGUUGAAGGGGGUUUAAGUUAAAAUACCUGUCUGUACUCGUGGCUAAGGCAGGCAUGUUUUGUGUCAAUUAUUUUAAACACCAAUAUGAAUUGUGUAAAAUGUAAACCAGUUAUCAAAUAAAAUUCUAAGAAGCAUUUGGAAAUAGUCAA
Molecule: messenger RNA, 2830 nt
Organism: Scomber scombrus (Atlantic mackerel)
Lineage: Eukaryota; Metazoa; Chordata; Actinopteri; Scombriformes; Scombridae
Gene: cetp
Product: cholesteryl ester transfer protein, plasma
Exons: 17
Coding region: 907-2427 (506 amino acids)
Biological process (GO): triglyceride metabolic process; cholesterol homeostasis; triglyceride homeostasis
Cellular component (GO): high-density lipoprotein particle
Molecular function (GO): cholesterol binding; phosphatidylcholine binding; triglyceride binding
Source: RefSeq, a predicted model, not a curated record